CAAUUCGGAUGGCAUCACAUAACAUCGAAUUGAUAACUCUCGAAGGCCUAGAGGGCUGCUGGAUUUGCCGGUUGCGCAAGAAGCGAUGCCAAGUUGUCAUCAUGGACAGGAAUCGUCCUUGCUUCGAUUGUUCAAGAUUCGGCAUCCGAUGCAAGGGCCGCGGGCUUCCUCGGCCGAAAAUUGAUAAAGGGCGAUGUAAGUUAAUGACUGAGGACAUCAAGUCACGGAUUCGCAAUAGCAGCCGUGGAAGUACAUCAGGCGGUCUUUUGGAAAUCUUUCCACGCGAAGGCGAGGAGGCCGAGAAUAUGGAAGGCUUCGACUUCAACCAAGUAUCACGAAGUCUAAUGUCUCCAUUGGCCGCCCCCGAAGAGGACAGUGCGCACGUACACGGAACCUAUCCCAAUCACAAAGAUGCUAAUGCCAGCUCUUCCAAUCGGUCCACUGCCAAUUUUGGGUCUGCAGCAAAACUACCAAUUUUAGGAUACCAAGCUGUGCGGCACUGGAACCUAAAUGUUCCAGUCACCGGUGCGUCGCGCCCGUUAUUUUCCGUGGAUGCAGCGGCACUAGCAUGUUUUCAGGGGAACAGGUCGGAAUAAAUCCCCUGCACGGACAGCGCAGCAAUACGGCGUCUGAGUUGGACCAUUGUGCUUUCGAGGUUGACAAUCCAGUAUUCCUCGAUCCUGGACUGCUCUUGGGUGAUCACGAAGGAUUGUGGGCAAGUCGAACACCGGUUUCCGAUGCCCUUGGUGGUAAUUCAACGCCAGACAUUUAUUCAUCGGCGUCUAAUUAUUGGGAAUCCGUAUAUCGAGGUUUUCUGUCCGGAAGUCUAUAGAAACAUUGCGUCGGGGCGUUAAGUCACCACAUCGAGCAUAGCAAGGUGAUAGUUGACCGUGAUGGGAAGUCGGGGCCCCGUAGUUUGAUGAAGUAUGCUCUGCGAUGGUUGCACCCGCAGGAGAUCCAAUUUUUAACUGUCUAUACAUCGCU
Messenger RNA from Cantharellus anzutake, 984 nucleotides. RefSeq lists its product as uncharacterized. The transcript is spliced from 2 exons. Bases 9 to 596 code for a protein of 195 amino acids. Gene Ontology annotation, biological process: regulation of DNA-templated transcription. The record is from RefSeq and is a predicted model, not a curated record. Gene Ontology annotation, molecular function: DNA-binding transcription factor activity, RNA polymerase II-specific; zinc ion binding. NCBI's taxonomy places the organism in Eukaryota, Fungi, Basidiomycota, Agaricomycetes, Cantharellales, Hydnaceae.